This is a messenger RNA of Styela clava, 1214 nucleotides long. NCBI's taxonomy places the organism in Eukaryota, Metazoa, Chordata, Ascidiacea, Stolidobranchia, Styelidae. The record is from RefSeq and is a predicted model, not a curated record.
UACAAGUAUCCGUUAACUUGGAUUCUGCAUUUGUCUGUUUGUUCAGUGUACAUUCCACGAGCGCCGUUGCAUUCAAAAUUAAGGCCUAAUGGAACUGAAGCAGUAUUUUUGACUUCUAUGUAGGGGUGUGACCUGAAAAAGUUAGAUGUGGAAGUCUGGAUAUCAGAAAUGAAUGUGGCAUAGGCUAUUAUGUGUUUUGGCAUACGGUACCGGUACGGUAGACUACCGGUAUACCGGUAUGGCCUUGCGAUUAUAGGAUACUUGAAGCCCUUGUCACCAGUAAAUACCAUUGAAGAAGCCUGCAAAGAGCAUAACUUGGGCAAAAGUGUUUGGACAAUUGACUUGGCUUAUCUUUGUCAAAUUUUAGAUAUCUCUCACCAAUUUUGCACCAAAACGUUGGGUGUAGACAGCAAUUAUAGAACUGAGUCAUUUUAUAUGAAUGAGAUGGAAUCAGAUUUAUCUGAAGAAGAAAAACGAGUUAACUUGUUAUUUUCAACAGCUAAUGAUAAAAAUGUCAAAGUUGAAAAACGUUCUGUUGAUUUGUCUUGUAUAUUAAAGCAUCUCGAAACUGAACAGCCAAUAAUUGUUCUCAUCAAUGACAAAGAACUGCAUAGUAAUCCAGUAGAUAGCAGCAAUUUGGCAUCAAACUCACCUCCAGAAAUUCCAUGCUGUUUUUGGUUUUGUUGCUGGAAUGGUGGCGAAUACUCUACCAUUACAUCACAACAAUUGAACGCAGAAAAUAAUCAAAUGAGUUCGGAUUAUUGGGGUCAUUUUGUUGUCAUAGUUGGCUAUGACUUGAACCGAAAAAUAUUUUUCCUAAAUGACCCUAGCCCUGACGGUAAACACGUUCAAUGCACUUUUGAAACUCUUGAAAGAGCCCGGAAAAGUUAUGGGACAGAUGAAGAUAUUUUAUUUCUUUAUUCUCCAACAAAAAGUUAAUUCAUAUAAUACUAGUAUUGGUAUCAUUUGUAACAUAUACUUGAUUUUUUCAUAUUGAACCAAUUAUCACUGCUACAUGCUGGUGGAUUCGAUUUCACUCUUCAAUCAGUAUACACUUCUUUCAGCUUUGCAAUUGCAACCAUUUCAUAUAACUUUGGUACCUGUACAGUUAACAGUAUGGGCAGUUACCAGCAAAUGUUUCUUUCGUCCAGUGCUGCAACAAUUUGAGAUGAUAUGCAACUUCUAGUCGGAAUAAUACGCAAUCUCUGACCAUC